AUGACAGCUUCCUCGACCGCGCGGGGAACUCUGGAUGCUGCAAGAAGACCAGCAGGCGCGACAUUUGCACAGAGAGGAGGUCCGACUCCCAUGAAUCCUGAUAUUGCAGCAAGGAUGAAGGCCUUCUCGCUAGCAAGACAAGGUCCCGCCACACCGCAGCCCAAUCGUGGGCCCAUUAGUCCUCCAGCUCAAUCACCUGGCCCUGCAGUUGGUGGCUUUCCUGCUGGCUUCAAGCUGCCUGCGAAUAUGAGUCGUCCGGCACCGCACCCAACCAUGUCAUCGCCAGCGAUCACUGGCAAUAAUACGUCAGGGCAGCCGAUGUCCAUGGCAGAAAGGCGCGGCAUGAAGCUUCCAGGAGGUCUACCUGGCGCAAAUCCUGUGGCGAGCCCAGCAGCCCCGACUGGAGGCAGACAGAAGCCUAAGAUGACUCUGUCGCAGAUGGGAGGUGGACCUGCUAGUGGAGACGCCAACGGUCAAGAGCCGAAGAAGCAGGAGACUGCCAUGGAUAAAUACGCCGACUUGAUCGACACAAAGACCGGCGCGCUGAAGUUCAAAGGCAAAGCAGUUGUUCACGGCGAAGGCAUUGACUUCUCGUCAGGUAAAAGCUUCAGCAUAAGUUUGAACGAGGUGGACACAUUGGAUGAGCUCGGUAAAGGAAACUACGGCACGGUGUACAAAGUACGACAUUCAAGACCGAAGUUUCGAAAGGUAGGUCAAGGCUUGGCUGGCAACAAGUCCAAGUCCGAAGCAGAUGAAGAGCCCAAUUCUCCGACGAGAGCGGCUGUUGAGACGCCCACCAACGCCACGGCUGCCCAGGCGUAUGGGCGAGGAGGCACCACUGGAAUCGUGAUGGCCAUGAAGGAAAUGCGACUGGAGCUGGAUGACGCCAAGUUUCAGUCUAUCAUCAUGGAACUCGACAUCCUUCACCGAUGUAUAUCACCCUACAUUGUCGACUUCUACGGCGCCUUUUUCCAGGAGGGCGCAGUAUACAUCUGCAUGGAAUUCAUGGACGGAGGCAGUAUCGAUAAAAUAUAUGGCGAUGGCAUACCUGAGGGUGUGCUGCGCAAGAUCACAUACUCCACUGUGCUUGGCUUGAAGUCGUUGAAGGAGGAACACAAUAUCAUUCAUCGAGAUGUAAAGCCAACGAAUAUUCUCGUCAACACAAGGGGACAAAUCAAAAUCUGCGACUUUGGUGUCUCUGGAAAUCUGGUGGCCAGCAUAGCGAAGACCAAUAUUGGUUGUCAAUCAUACAUGGCGCCUGAACGAAUUUCGAGUGGUGGCACCGCCCAGGCCGGUGCAGCUGGUGUCGGAACCUACAGUGUGCAGUCAGAUAUCUGGUCCUUGGGCCUAACGAUCAUCGAAUGCGCCUUGGGUCGCUACCCAUAUCCACCAGAGACAUAUGACAACAUCUUCUCGCAAUUAGCGGCAAUUGUCGAUGGUGAUCCUCCUGAUUUGCCUGCGGACCAAUUCUCCGAGGCCGCCCGUGAUUUUGUCGCUGGUUGUCUAAACAAGAUUCCGAAGCUUCGACCUACGUAUCCUAUGCUGCUUCAGCAUGCCUGGCUCGCGGCUCUUGACAAGCCAGCAACAAUCGCCGAAGAGGAUGAAGAGGCUGCUGAGGCUGCUGAGGCUGCCGAAGCGAACGGCGAGUCACAGCCUGAGCCAUCGGCAGAAGCUUCUGCGGAGCCCGACGCGAACCCAGGACAAUUCAUCGAUAUGGAAGUCGGCGAGUGGGUCCUCAACGCCCUGGAAAGAAAACGAAACGGUACGAUGGGCAAAAGCGCCAAGCCCGCCCUGCACGCAGCACCUUUGGACGCU
Molecule: messenger RNA, 1815 nt
Organism: Pseudocercospora fijiensis CIRAD86
Lineage: Eukaryota; Fungi; Ascomycota; Dothideomycetes; Mycosphaerellales; Mycosphaerellaceae
Exons: 2
Biological process (GO): MAPK cascade; cellular hyperosmotic response; protein phosphorylation
Molecular function (GO): MAP kinase kinase activity; ATP binding
Source: RefSeq, a predicted model, not a curated record